AUGCUGUCUCAUCUACUCUUUGGGGCUGCCGUCAUCGGACUCGCCGCCGGCUUCCCUCAAGUCAGCGCGCCACCAUCCUCCACCAUCGCCCCCAUCACAUCCACCACGCCACCACCAAGCGCCAUCACCACCGCCCCAGGGCUCACCUGCACUGGCGGCUCGACCGUCAAAACCACAACCGAGUGCACCUACGGCCACACGUACUCGUAUUGCUACAGCGCCCCGCCGCCCCUGUCGUGCGACUCGGGCUAUUUCCCGGGCACGAUCCAGUACGGCCACUGCGAGGAGGGCCAGAUCUGCUAUCCAGUCGACGCCAGCUGGAUCACGACGACGUGCCCGCCCAACGGCGAGACAGCCUACACAACGUCGACGCUGUUCUCGGGCACGCUGGCCGGCGGCGUCAGCACCGUCAUCUCGGUCGUGCAGUGCGCGUGCGGCGACGGCCAAUACUACAGCUGGCAGUCUGAGAGCCCCUACAGCGUCUACUGCAUGCCCUUCGCCGACUGCGUUGCCGGCAUGACGACGAGCUACAGCACCAACGACUACUGCCUGACCGUGACUACGCCGAGCUACUGCAGCGGGAGCGUUAGCACCCCGUACUGCGCUUGCGCCACGGGUCUGCCGCAGUAUCCCGCCGAGGGGGGUGCGCCGACAACGUGUGCGUGA
This is a messenger RNA of Lasiosphaeria miniovina, 666 nucleotides long. RefSeq lists its product as uncharacterized. Lineage: Eukaryota; Fungi; Ascomycota; Sordariomycetes; Sordariales; Lasiosphaeriaceae. Bases 1 to 666 code for a protein of 221 amino acids. The record is from RefSeq and is a predicted model, not a curated record. The transcript has a single exon.